Messenger RNA from Cyphellophora europaea CBS 101466, 717 nucleotides. RefSeq lists its product as uncharacterized. The record is from RefSeq and is a predicted model, not a curated record. Lineage: Eukaryota; Fungi; Ascomycota; Eurotiomycetes; Chaetothyriales; Cyphellophoraceae. The coding region runs from base 1 to 717 and encodes 238 amino acids. The transcript has 2 exons.
AUGUCAAAUCAGCAACCCCUUCAACAGUCAGCCUUGUUACGAAAUGGCGGCGAAGAUGGUGAAUCAGGCAACGAGGCUUCAUCCGCACAAGAGGACCGUACAAUCGCCGAGAUCCUCUCCGUGCUGCGAAAUCUUCGAAUAACAAUACCCACGACCCAGACCGAGCUUCACUCGCGACUAAGCACUGCCCGCAACAUCAUAGCAUUCCUCAACGGGUCUUCCUGGCUCGCGAGGCCAGACCGCUAUGACGAUCAGAUCUUCAUCAUUGCAGAGCUCCAGAACAUUUCAUACCACGACACAGACUUUGGCGGUGCGCAAGAUAUCGCCCAGUGGUGUGUACGCUCAUAUCUGGAACUUCUUGCGCAGAAUCGCGCUGAUGAAGCACCGGAAGUAUUAACGGGACUUGGGCACGCCUGGUUGCUCCGUGCUCAGCGAAUACUUGCCCGCAUUCAUCGCCAGGAGGGCAGCUCGAGUAGUGGCGCUUCCAGCGGUCAACGCAGUGCGGGCCGCGCAUAUUCGAUCACCUCCUCCGAGGAUGCAAGGGAGGCAGCGCGCCAGAACAUCGAGGCUGACGCGCGCGCUGGCGGACCGGACUACGUGGAGGCUCGAGGGAUGCUCCUACCUGCCACGGAACACUUCCAGCGUGCGGUAGCCGCAGCAGAACGUGCCGGACGGUCAAGCGGCGAUUGUCUGGCUUCGGUGAGUUUACUUGCUUGA